This is a messenger RNA of Salmo salar (Atlantic salmon), 3564 nucleotides long. Its product is annotated as protein FAM110A. Lineage: Eukaryota; Metazoa; Chordata; Actinopteri; Salmoniformes; Salmonidae. The record is from RefSeq and is a predicted model, not a curated record.
ACAAGCCCACCAGUGCUACCUCCCAACCCCACCUCCAGCAUGCCUGUGGAGACCCUCCAGCCUGGCCUGAGACAGCCGGUGGCAGUGAGGGCUGCUGCUGCUGGAACGCCCAACCGCCGCCUCCUCCAACCAAGAACAUUGGAAGCAGCUGAGCCCAGGCAGAGUGCAGUGGAGAGGCUGGCAGCAGACAAGGCUAAAUAUGUCAAGAACCAGGUGGCCCUCUUUAAGCAACAGCCAAUCAAAGUGCUUCCACCUAUCAUGCGCAAGCCUCUGAUGUCCCCUGCCCCCGCCCUGCGGCCCACCCGUAAGGCCCAACUGCCUCGCCCUGACUACACCCAGCAAGGGAGUUCCCCACUGGACCUGGAGCACCUGAGUAACCUGAUCAACGGGGUGGGUGAGGCUGAAACUCCCCCUACCUCCCCAACCAUGGACCCAGUGGAGAGUAGUCAGGCCCCUGACUGCCCCACUACCAACUCUCCCUGUCCCUCUCCAAUCUCUGCUGGGUCAGGGGCUGCUGAGAGUAUCCAGACCCUCUGUCCUGAGUGGUCCACCCCAGUCAAAGUAAGGGUAAAUGCCUCUGGCCCACUAAGUCCUACAGGGUCUGCAGUGACCAUACGUAGAGUGGACAUCAUACCCCACCACACCACACCAGUGAGGACGCCCAUUAGAGCACAGCAGCAGAUGCGCGUCCCAUUGCAGCCCAUGGCUCUGCAUCCACACACCCAGAUCCACAACGCUAUGUCACCUCUUCGUCUCUUCCACCCCCGAACUACCUAUGCACCAGGCCCUGCGUCUCCUAAACCUGUCCCAGCCCCUCCACCACAAAACCACACCCCAACCCCCACCUCCCCGUCUAGCCCCGUCCAGCUCCUAGCCACCCCCCCCGUACUCCCGCCCUCCCCGUCGGUCACCUGCCUAUCGUCCGGUAGCUCCAGGAAACGUCCCUCUCUGAACCGCUCCAAAUCCGACAUGAGUGACCGUUACUCCCGGGCCAGUACUGAGCUGGAGCGCUUCUUCAACCUGUGUGGUUUGGACACUUCGGAGAUGCAGGUGCUGAAGGGGCCGGGCUCAGACAUCGCCUCCCUUGCACAAUUCCGCAGUGCCAGCGCUCCUGGGUCAGAGUGUGCAGGCCAGGAGGGUGAAGAGGAAGGUGGGGCUGCAGAGCCGGCACCCUAUGGCGUCUCAGUAAUUGAGAGGAACGCCAGAGUUAUCAAGUGGCUUUAUGGUAUCCGCACAUCCAAGGAUAGUGCCAGGAGCACCAACAUGUAGGGCCAUGAGAGACUGAUCUAAAUAGAGGCAGGGGAGAAAUACAUGGAGGUGCACUUUAAACACAAUUCCUGUACAGAGAAAAAGGCAGGAGAAGUGUGACCGCCGGUAUAAACCAACUAAUGAAAAUGAAAGGACUGAUCUGGACUAAUAGUGAAGGAAACUGUCAGUGCAGUUUGAUACAGUGUUAGACAUCAUUUGUGCAAAUGAUUUAUUGCAUGGUACUUUGUACUAACACCUGUUUUAUCUGAAAGUAGUCAAUGAGCCAGGAGAAACUGUAAUUCAUGGCUCAGAUUUCUGAAAGUAGUCAAUGAGCCAGGAGAAACUGUAAUUCAUGGCUCAGAUUUCUGAAAGUAGUCAAUGAGCCAGGAGAAACUGUAAUUCAUGGCUCAGAUUUCUGAAAGUAGUCAAUGAGCCAGGAGAAACUGUAAUUCAUGGCUCAGAUUUCUGAAAGUAGUCAAUGAGCCAGGAGAAACUGUAAUUCAUGGCUCAGAUUUCUGAAAGUAGUCAAUGAGCCAGGAGAAACUGUAAUUCAUGGCUCAGAUUUCUGAAAGUAGUCAAUGAGCCAGGAGAAACUGUAAUUCAUGGCUCAGAUUUCUGAAAGUAGUCAAUGAGCCAGGAGAAACUGUAAUUCAUGGCUCAUAUUUCUGAAAGUAGUCAAUGAGCCAGGAGAAACUGUAAUUCAUGGCUCAGAUUUCUGAAAGUAGCCUAUGAGCCAGGAGAAACUGUAAUUCAUGGCUCAGAUUUCUGAAAGUAGCCUAUGAGCCAGGAGAAACUGUAAUUCAUGGCUCAGAUUUCUUUAAACAGCCACUUCAAACUUUAGCCACUGUAGCAGUGUUUGGUGAAUGACGCUUCUAUUGAUGAUGUGGAUCCUCUGUACCUCAUCUCCCAUCGGUCCUCAAGGAGGCUCAGAAAAGGCCUGACGUCCAAGGCUACUCACCUUCCUCCAGCCAUUAUCAUUGGUAGUUCCAUGGUGAAGCAGAUCUUAGUUCCUGGAGCUAAAACCCUGUGCUACCUGGGGGCUACGGUGAAGGAUAUCACAGACAAAAUAAAUCCUAUCAGCCAAGAGCUGCUGCUGUUGUAGUGUAUGUGGGAUCAAAAAUGGUAAAUCGGAGAUAAUGAAACAGGAUUUUAUUGAGCUGAUCAACACCCUAAAAGGCUCUGAAAAGCAGCCGAUUAUAUCUGGCCCCGUGCCAUCGCUGAGUUGCGACUGCGAAAGGUUCAGCAGGCUUUUAGCACUUCAUAUCUGGCUUAAAGUCUACUGCCAUUCUGUUGGCAUAACUUUUAUAGACAAUUUUUGAAACUUUUUGGAAACAAAAGAUGCUAUACAGGGAUGAUGGACUCCACCCAUACCAUCUACGGUAGGAGCCCGGACUCUCUUGUCACAUUUUAAAGCUGUGUUAAGAUAUUGACUCAGAGACAGACCAAGUCCCAAUCAGGUAAUACUGGCCAUCCUCUCUAAGCAUUAUCUUCAUACUGUUGUCUAUACUGCCAGGGAUGUUGUCAGUUGUAAUUUUGUACCCAUUCGAUUGAAUUCCACUCUUAGAUCUGCUAUUGUUAGCUCAAAAGGGAGCCCACUGUGGUCUGCUCACCCAGUGCUUAAAGUUCAAAUGUGAAUUCCAUAAACUUGAAUACCCCCUGGGUUUUCACAUCACGUAGAGGGCUUGGGCUGUUGCACGAUAGCAACCAAAGCCCAUGUAAGUCAGUUUAUAACAUUCUAUCAUUGGUUACUCUAAGAGCUCCUCAUAUUGACAUUGGCUGUGGCCUCAGGCCCUAUGAUGCUAACCUUGGAAAAGUAAUUCCAAUUUCUUCUCCUUCCUCUUUACUAAUAGGGAUAGACUAAUGGUCUAGUUCUAUGCAAUCUUAUAGCCAAACCAACUAAAUCAAUAUCAACCAUCAGACAGGGUCCGCAACUGCCUAUUGAACAUACAGUAGCUUGUUUGAGUUGGAAUUUCCAUGUGACUUCAGAAAUCGUAAAGGACUUGGGUUGAUGCAUCUGAACAUUAGGAGCUUACUUCCUGAACUGGAUUACAUUAAGAUCUGGGCUAUGCAAAUGAAUUCGGACAUCCUGGUAUUGACUGAAACUUUCUGGACAUUCUCGACUCUGAUAUUAAUAUUGAGGGUUAUCAUGAGUUCAGAGCUGACAGACAGGGUAGAGGUGAAAUCCAUUUCCCUUGCCAAAAUGUUUUAGAUACUAUCUUUAAGUCAUUCAUAAAAGAGAUGAUGCUUGGGUCAAGGCCAGGAACACAGGUGUAGACCCGGCCUGGCAAGCUUUUAAGUAACUGAGGAACCAUUGUG